Molecule: messenger RNA, 516 nt
Organism: Colletotrichum aenigma
Lineage: Eukaryota; Fungi; Ascomycota; Sordariomycetes; Glomerellales; Glomerellaceae
Gene: VPS68
Product: Vacuolar protein sorting-associated protein 68
Exons: 2
Coding region: 1-516 (171 amino acids)
Biological process (GO): protein targeting to vacuole; late endosome to vacuole transport via multivesicular body sorting pathway
Cellular component (GO): Vps55/Vps68 complex; fungal-type vacuole membrane
Source: RefSeq, a predicted model, not a curated record
AUGGAGGAGGAGCGCCUCUGGAAGUUUCGCAAGCCGGAGUGGCUUAACAGCAUCUGGGCGCGCAACUUGGGCGUCUACGGCGCCGGAGCUCUGUUCUCCAUCGCCUUCUACGUAAUGCUCGACUCGGCGGUCUGGUCCAAGUCGGCCAAGAACGGCUCCGACACGCACAUCACCUUCGUCGACUGGCUGCCCCUCAUCUUCUCGUCGCUGGGUAUGCUCAUCAUCAACAGCGUCGAGAAGGCGCGGCUGUCGGCGGACAGCUUCUCGUACAGCGGCAACGGCGUCGCGUGGAAGGCGCGCGUGGUGCUCUUCCUCGGCUUCGCGGCGCUGGCGGGCGGCAUGGCGGGCGGCGUGACCGUCUUCGUGCUCAAGUUCGUUGUGCAGGACGUCGGGAUGCCCGCGCUGGGCAUGGGCAUCGAGAACGUGGUGGCGAACGCGCUGGUCGGCCUGAGCAGCGUCGUGCUCUGGAUCAGCCAGAACAUGGAGGAUGAGUAUAGCUACAACCUUGCCCUGUGA